CCAGUCGCGCCUGUUGAGAUUCAGCUUACGGAAGCGACGGCUUGCUUACCGCGGCGUGGACAGAGAUGAGAUAGUUGUCAGAGUUGAAAGAGUGUGAACUAGGAAUGGAAAUGUACUACCAAACAAACGUGCGGUCCACAGCACCAACGCUUGAGGAUCUACGCUCCGCCAUGCGCGUUGAACUUGCCGCUUCCCAGCGGCUGGGCGAUGAGCGAUUGACAACCAGGGCCACCAGCCCGAUUGCCCUGCGUUGUCCCGUGCAUGACGUUUAGCCCCGAGUG
Molecule: messenger RNA, 281 nt
Organism: Baudoinia panamericana UAMH 10762
Lineage: Eukaryota; Fungi; Ascomycota; Dothideomycetes; Mycosphaerellales; Teratosphaeriaceae
Exons: 1
Coding region: 105-272 (55 amino acids)
Source: RefSeq, a predicted model, not a curated record